GGGGAAAAAACGAAGUUGUUCCGGGUCAGAGGGGGGUAGGACCUGUGUACUCCAGCUGCGAAUACCCAUCAGCCCCCCCAGACCCGACGGCAGGGGUGGGGGGAAACUUCUGGGGACAUGGCAGAAAAAGGAGACGCAGAGCUGGAGGAAGCUGGCCAGGUGUUCCUGCUGAUGAAGAAAGAUUACCGAAUUUCUCGAAAUGUUCGUCUUGCUUGGUUUCUUUCACAUCUUCAUCAGCCCAUAUUGCCUGUUCCAGAAUCUGAGUUGAGCUUGCAUGACAAUGAGCUAGAAGUAGUGAGCAUUGUUUCUCAUGGUUGGCAACCCGAUGAUCCUAUUCAGCCUGGUCCAUUUCUUUUGGUGCCAUCCACAUCGGUCACUUUUCUGGCAAGACAGUAUCGUUUUGUUAUAGAGCUGGACCUCAGCCCUUCAACAGGAAUUGUGGAUGACUCAACUGGUGAAAUAAUUUUUGAUGAAAUCUUUCACUCCUUAUCACGUUGUCUUGUGGGCCUUCUGAGACCUUUUCGAAUUCCUGGAUCCAACACACUUUUUCGUCCUGAAAUAUUUGUUACUAUACAGGCAUAUUCUUCCAUCAUAGGACUUCAGAGCCAUCAGGUACUGGUUCAGGGCUGUCAACUAGAAGAACACAAGUUACAGAAAUUUCUGCAGCAGGUCUACCAUCAACUGGGGGCAUUUGAGAAUAAAGUUGCAGAGAUACUACAGCAGCAGCAUAGGUCACUCACUCAGGAUUGCCUUCUUCCGUAUGGAAAUCAGUCUGGACGUAAAAUUGGGGUUUCCAUGGUUACCGCCGAUAUUGGACUGGUUAGCAUGAUAAGACAAGGAAUACUAGCACUUCAGUUAUUACCAGCAAACUCUAGUGCAGGAAUUAUUGUUAUAACUGAUGGAGUAACCAGUGUCCCAGAUGUUGCAGUAUGUGAGACAUUGUUAAACCAACUACGCAGCAGUACCAUCGCAUGUUCUUUUGUGCAGGUUGGUGGGGUAUACUCCUAUGAUUGCAGCUUUGGUUAUGUUCCAAAUGUCGAGCUGAUGAAAUUUAUUGCUAUGGCAACUUUAGGCUCAUACUUAUCUUCCUGCCCUGAACUAGACACAGGAGUCUUGGACAUGAAUGUUUACCAUAAAGCUUUCCUUCUGUACUCUUUUCUGCGAACAGGGGAUGCAUUGAAUCCUGACUAUUACUGUGGUUCUCAACACAAACUGUUUAAUGAGCAUCUGGUCUCAGCAAGCAGUAAUCCUGCUUUAGCUCUGCGGCGCCGGAAACAUGUUGAGAAGGAGUUGCACGCUGACCUUGUGAGUGUGGUGUCUGUGAGGCUCAGAGAAGGAUACAACAUCCGUGAGAUUCGCAUAACUAAAGGUAUGCUGGAGGUGAAGUUGGUUCUUUUGUGGAAACAUAACAUGCGUGUGGAGUACUUAGCAGCAGCUUCAUGGCCCCUGGAUGCAUCCAAGCGCAACACAUUGGUAGAGGUUGUGAUGGAAGGAAGUUAUGACAUACUUCAUGAUAUCAGCUGUACGCUAAAGAAGCCCAUCACCAGCAUGUAUCGGACUAGCGUCAUCAGGCGCUUUUGGAAUACUCUUCAGAGUAUUAGUCAGACAGAUCAAAUGCUGGUUCACCUAAAAUCAUUUGACAGUGUUCCUGAACACUUCAAGAUCCCCGAGAGCACCAAAAAUGGAGUUCCUCUCUUUUACAUUCCUCCAGGAUCUACAACACCAGUGUUAUCUCUGCAGCACAAUGGUUCUGAUUCCAGCCAUUCCCAGUUUGCUGCCUAUUGGAAACCAAUCCUAUCAAUGGAUGCCAACUUCUGGCAACGCUGGCUGCAUGUGCAUCGCAUUGUGUUGCUUCUCGAGCAUGACAUGCCUCUUCCAAAACACAUUCACACCCCUGGAAAUAAUGGGAGAUAUAGCACUGUUUUAUGCCGUAUCUCUCACACUGCCCUCACUUCCCUUCUACGAGACUGGAGCAGCUUUGUGCUUGUGGAGGGAUAUUCGUACGUCAAAUUGAUGCUCAGUGAUGUUAAUCAUACACCAUCCUCAUUUUGCGUAGUCCGGAUAAUUUGGAAAGCCCCCUGCAUGGUUCUCCGACUGGGAUUUCCUCUAGGAACCCCAGCAAACAGCAGAAACCAGAUAGUGGAAGAGCUGAGGAGCUGGAUCCUUCAGCUUCGUUUUCCACACAGAGUGCAGAGUAAAGAAACUACGCCACGAGUUAAAAGGAAAAUGUUUGGCAUCAGCUCUCCAUCCAAGUCCCCACCACCACUUUUGCCAUCCCCUGCUUUUUCUGACCGGUCCUGCCUUGUACUUUUGCACAAGCCUCUAGAGAAGCUGCUUAUUAAAUAUGAUAAAUUGCCUAUGGAUUAUCGAACCCCAUUUAUCCUGAAUCUUGAGAGUUUGGCACAGCAUAACUCAGUGCCCGGACCCCUAACAGCUAAUCGGUCAGCCUCGUCUACUCUUGCUUCACUUUCCCGUUACUUCUAUCAACAGAGAUGGAUAUGGUGUGUUCAGUCAGGUCUCACAUCAUCUGUUCCUACUCCAGCAAUGGCACAGAUUCUGUCAACACUUACAGAGAUCCGCCUCUCAGAGGGAUUCCAUUUUGCUUCUACUGGAGAAGGCAUUAUUAACAUGGUUUUAGAAGUUCCAAUUCAGAGUGAUUCUGUAAGUGAAGGCAGUAUAGAAAAACACAGUUGUAUCAUCCAAUACAUCCUGUUUCCACCACACGUGACCUCUACAAAAGACAGUUUCUCAACUGAUGAGGAUAAUGACACUGAAGUGGAAGCUAUAGAACAGGACACAGAACUGCAUCUAGUUUCUGAGUGUUGGGUGGAGCCACAAAGUGGACGUGUAAUGGGUAGCAAUGGAUGCUGGAGACAUUUACAAGGGUUGACAUAUUCUGAAAUCCCCCAAGCAUUGUUUCCCAGAGAUCAAAGCUGCAUCAGUAUCAUGCUAACAUUUGAGUAUGUAAUUCAGCUUUGCCAGAAUAAAGAUGGUGGAUCUCCCAUCUUGGGAAAACCAGAGAGUACAGAUCAUGCAGAGAGUAGUGGACUGUGUAUACAUGAGGUGCCCUUUCACUUUGAUCUGAUGAAACUUCUUCCCAAAUGUCAACAGGUUGAGAUGCUAUAUCUCACCCUCAGCAGAGGUGAUACAGAGGAGACUACAUUGGAAGCUUCGCUUCCUAAUGAUAUGCUGCUCAGCCUUUUCCACAGCUGUUUGCUAAAUGAUAUCAAUGAUCGUGAGAUUCCUCUUUAUGAACAGGACCACUUGGCUUUCAUGGAGCAGGUUUUGCAGAGAGACCGCCAGGGUCAUCCAUCUCCAUUCUUACUCCCACAAGCAGAGGAACUGUUGAGCAGUACAUUGAUACCAGAGUCAUCUUUUUCACCUCAAGCCAGUAGCCAACAUGAGAUUUCCAACUCUACAAGCUCCUUACAGAGUCUGUGCCCCACAGAGUUAAAUAAGGAGAGCAGAAUUUCUUCUAGCACAGAGCCCUCUCCAAAAUGGCGAUGUUACGCUCGAUUGGUGAAUCCACAGCAUUUGUUGCUAACUUUUCUUCCUGCAACAUUCUCAGAUUUACAGAAACUGACAACAGCCCAUGAGCUCUCACAAUUGGCAGAGGGGAAUUCAGUGUGUAAUAACUCUCAGCAAGAAAGUGCUGCUUCAAGCACUGGAAUCCAACCAGGCAGCAUCCCAUGUGUGUUGGUACAAGACAAAGAGAAAAGGAGAGAACCUUACAAUUCCUUCAGUCGCCAGUCUUCCACUCAAGAUGCAAGUUCUAGUCGCAGACUACCCUGCCCGGUUUAUGUUUACAAUUGUCCUCUUGAGGCUCUUCGUGAGCAAUUAGUCAACGUUCGAAACCAACGACUCUCCUGUGAUGUGUUUUUCAGUGAGUUUAGGCUACAGGACUCUGUAUCCAGGGUGAUCUAUCAAGAAUUGAAAACCAGGUCUCAGUCACAAGAGCGACCAUCAGCAGCUCCCUUUAUACAGCUCAAGCAAAAGGAACUAGUUCACUACUGCAAUUUACUGCAGGAACAUUACCAUCAGUGCUAUGUAAAAGGCUUAUUCAAGGCCCUGCAACAAUCACUUUGCGUGUCACACCAAGAUCUACUAACUGCUGUGGAUUAUUGUGAGGAGCAACUGCAGGAAAUAGAUAUCACAAACUUUCUAAUGACACUUUGUGGACAUCUCCGUAAUUUCCGCGAGUCGCUCACAGUGAGCAGCACCUCGCUUAAUGGUCAACGGCAAAAACCUAGUUUCCGUAUUGGUAGCUUAGAGCAGGAGGAGGAAAUGGGUAACAGAAACACAGCCAUCCAGCCCUCGGAUUCCAGUGUGGAUAUGGAAGAAGGCAGUGAACCGGAAUCAAAGGCCUGUGCUGUGGAACCCAGCAACAGUAUGAGUGCUGAAUUUCAUCUGACCCUUCUAGAGACUGGCGAUCCAUGUGACGUUUCUUCUGGUCUUCACCUGGCUAUUCAGGAUAAGUUUCUUGCAAUUGAAAGUCUUCAUUUUAAGACUGUUCCAUCCAACCCACAUUAUUUUUUCUACUGCCCUUCAUCUCCAAAGAAAGAGGAGGAUUUCCUUGUUGAAAAAACUGAUAGAAAGCCCAGCGAGGACAUAGAGGUUUCAGAGGCAGAGCAGGCAGUUGAAGAAAGUAAUACAUCAAUGGAAGGUAUAACAACAGAGAGUGACCCAGACCUGGAAGUUGAGUAUCGAGAGCAUUCUGAUAAUGCAGACUCAAUGUCUGAAUCAGAGACCGUGAACCAAGACGAGGACUCUUUUAGUGUUCUAGGAGGAGAGUCACUGAAUGGACAAGAUGUCUCUGAGCAUGAGAUGCCUCCUCUUUUUUUGCACCUCAUAUGCUCAGUGUCUCACAAAAACCAGCAUGGAUCUAUGCCUGUUUUGACACUACCCACAUGUCUAGGUGAAGUUAUAAGCUGUCUUGAGAACAGAGAAUCACUUAAGAGCAUUGCCUUGGAAGAUCUAAAUGUGAUGCUGGAUAUUUAUGUGCUUACAUUACCACUUGAGUUUGAUGGAGUUAAUGAAGAAUCACAGCACACUCGGUACACCUCAGAGAGCAGUGUGUCCUUUCCACGCUCCCCCGGGCAGCCAUCUUCAUAUCGUUCUGAUGAGGAGAUGCCUCCUGCACUUGAGCGCUUUCCUUCCAAUGUGGAUCAAAGAUACUCUGCCCUCUCCAGGCUUCCUGUAGAACACCGGCAGGCAAUUGAGGUUACAAUGAAUGAGAUCCGAUGGCUUCUUGAGGACGAGCUGGUGUCUGCCCUUCGUCAUUCACGUGUCAUCAGUAGGUCUGUCUUGAAGAAAGUUGUUUCUCAUAUCUGUGAGUCAGAGGGAAGGCCACAUUGCUACAGAGAACUUGUGCAGCUUCAGUUUGUCUUUGGACCAGAACAUUCCCUACAGAAGUUUAAAGAGGAAUUCCGUCAUAUCUCUAUUCCUGGAUACCAGCUUAAUGAGGAAGAAGAAGACUAUUAUUAUGUUUCAUUAAGUCGUCUUCAUGCUCAUCUUGUUGAAAACACUACCUCUGGAAAUGCUACUACUCAGGCUGAGACAGCCUCUACUGACAGGAAGCAAUGGCAGGACCCUGAAGCCAGCACAGCUACUGAAAGUGUGGAGGAAGACAUUGGACCAAAAAUACAAUACAAGGAAUGUCAUGCAGAAGAUAAGAUAUCUGAGCCCUCUGCUGAAUGGGGAAUGACAACCUUGGAUGUCUCUGAAAGUGACGUGUCUUCAGAGGUAUCUGGAGUUUUUACCCUGGAACAGGGUAACAGAAUUCAAGUGGAAGCUUCUCCCAGUGAAAGAGUGCCUACACCACCCAAAACAUCAUCUAGUGUCAGUCUCCCUGAGUCUGUGCAGUCUGGCAACAUGAACAGUACAGCAUCCCGCCAAAGACCCAGCCGUGUCCAGAGUUUAGUCUCAAGUCAUGGCAGUAUAGAAUCUGAUCACCUGGGAUACGACGGUGGAAGCAGUGACUCAGAAUGUGAGGAUGCGCUAAUAAGUGAGCAGGAUUCACGUUGCCCAUUGAUGCCAUAUUUUUGGCUCAUUGUGAAGAUUCACCAGGACAGAAUUGAAGUCUGUACUCAUGCCAGUACUGACCCUGCUCCAGAAGGGGGGGAGGAAAUAAGAGAAAGCUUACGUCUGCAUCAGUUUGUGGUGAGGAAAGUAGGAGAAAUCUGUCGGGUUGUUAACCAGCGAUUGCUGCUGCAGGAUCUCCAUGAUACCCAUUUGUGCAACACUCUGUUGGUUGCCGAGAGUGAAGAGGACAUUUGGAAGAGUGAAAGCCCUUAUGCCACUUAUCGACGUACCCUUGUUAAUGAAGCAGAUUACAGUGGGGAAGAUAGCUACCAGCCAAGAGAUUAUCUUGCAGCCACCAUGCACUUUAUUCCUGGACAUUUUGCUUGUGAUGUGGUGUGGAGCACAGUCAUCCAAAUUCAUCCGCGUCUCAAGAUGGGACCCAGUAUGGGUGUAUCCAGAGCUAUUCAGUCAUUGCGUUCUGUGCUAAGCGCCUUCUCUGUUGGGAACAGGAAAAAUAUGUUUGUUUACCAGGAACGGUCCACAAAGUCUGUCUUUUACCUUAGACUUACUGAGACUUCCUGCAAUGGAAGAUUGUGGGAUCAAGAUUUAUCUCAGUCAAUGAUGUCUCGCUCAUUGGGGCUUUAUCGUAGUCAGGAACCCAUCUCUGAUGAUAUCAUGGGUAGCCGUAUGUCCUUGGACAUGCAAUCUUCUAGAAGUUCCGACUCUUCACGUCCAGUUGGACAGACAGACAAACAAAUAUUGCUGCUAGUUCAUGGAGUUGGGGAAGCAGGUUCGGAGAUUACUGAUGAUCUUGUGAAAGUUUUGAGAAAGCGUCUUGAUGAAACAACCUUAGAUAUUAUUACAGUAAUGCUUCAGAGGAAUUGCAAGCUUACUCCAGCAGAUGUAGAGUUUAUUCAGCCCAGGGGAACACCACCUACUGAAGUUAUUCAGUUUACAAUUCCAAAGUCUUCUUUACCAUGUCUUCAAGCAAUGGCAUACUAUCUGCGACAAAACCUACUUAUUUUCCUGCAUACCCCAAAAUACACAGACAGUAAUGGGGAACAUCAUUUCCAGCAUUACUAUCACAGCUCACUCCCUGAACUGGACCUUUUCUUGUAUAAUAAACCUGGGGGACAAGGCACUGGUGGAAAAGGCAUUGCCUGCAUUGCUCUUUCUUUUGUGGAUCAACAUGGGACCUUGGUAACACAAGCAUAUGGGGAGAGGACAGGGCCACCUAUAAUGUUCUCAGCUACAGCUCCUCACCUACUUAGUCCAGACAAAUUCGAGUCUCUUACUGAUGUCAACAGAUUUUAUCAUGAAUCCUCUAGUGCCCUCUCAGAAACCCUUAUAUUGGUUCGAUUUGAUGUUUGGGAAAAGGGAAACAUCAGCUCAUUACAGUUAUCAGAGCGUCUAGGCAACUCUUUGCGUCAUGCACUCUGUGAUGUCAUCAUCGAGUUCCACAUCCUGCAGCUGCCUCUUUGCAUUGACUCAAUAAGCCUAGAAGGUCAUGAUGCUGCUAAAAAUGGAAAAGGUCCAUCCCAGUCAAUGCCAGAAAUGAAAGUUCUGAUGCAAUCAUCUAGCAAGUCUCGUCCCUCUCCUAUAAGCAUCCCUUCCUCUGUUUCACCUGGCAGCACAGAUCCAUGCACGCCUCCCAGUAAAACUGGGCGCAGGAGUUUCUGGGAUAUGCUGAGUAAAUCAGACACUGGGGAGCUGGGGCCGCCAAAAACAACUGAUGAUAUUGUUAGUGAACGCACAGAAGAGCCACGAACUCGAAGGAGGCACAAGACAGAAAGCCUUAAAGUGCAAGCCUUUACUGACAGACAUGGCAUAGGAGUGGAACAUGCGCAGAGAAAACGGCAGUUACAGCUAGAAGAAGGGGAAAUAGGAUCUCUGCAUCCCUUGUACAGUCAUACCUGUUUACAGUGGAUGAACUUCAUGAAUCAGCUAGGAUGUCCAUCCAUACAGCUUUGCUCAGCACAGACUGUUUCACGCUUUCUCCUUCCAUCUGUUCUUUUGGAACUCUUCAGUAUUAUCACAUCCUUGGCCAGUGACACCAGUGUGAGGGUCUUUGAAAAACUUAUUGGCUCUGAAGGACCUGUGUUUGUGCCAUAUUCCCCGACUCAGCACAGCUCACCACGCCCUGCAUCCGCCCGAGAACUCAUUCUGUUGGGGCGUAACUUCCAUCAGUGGAGGUACAACACUGAGCAAGUGUAUACAAGUGAUGAUGAUGUUGGUGAUGAUAAUGAUGAUGAGGGAAUCAAGAUGAAAAAGUCACAAAAAGGUUUCCAGCGUUUUGAGGCCAUGGAACUUGGCACUUCAGAAAGACCUGUGGAACUUUCAACUUCAGGGAGUGGUUUAGUCCCCAGACAACGGUUCCUUUUAAUUGAGAUCCAAGACAAAAAGUUGAACCUGUACACAUAUAACUGGUCUCCUGAUUUGGGUGCUUCUCUGAGUCGUUCUCUAGUACGCCUGAUUCAGUGGCAGAAUGCCCGAGCUCAUGUUGUGCACUGUCUGCUAAACCAGAAACUUGGGCUUUUCCAUCACUACUGCUUCUCAGAUACACCUUGGCAUGAAGACAGCAAGCAGGAUCCAAAUCCUUUCUUAAACUCGACACUAGAAGUGGAUGCACUUGUCCGAAGUUCCACACCGCCACCAUACAAAGAGCAGACAAGACUGGGCACAGCAGGGCGUAGUCUGCCAUCCUUGCAUUUUCCUCCAGACAUGGUGCCUUUUGAUGAAGUUCUUAGGGAUGUCAUGCCAACAAAACCUAUACAUCUUUUAUCUGAGGUGGACACUGUGUCCAGACAUGGAGCUCAAUUUCUGGAAAUCAAAAGCACUGAAAGGAAAGAGGUAGAAAAGCAGGUCAAAAUUGAAAAUCUGUUUGUGACAUGGCAGCAGAGAUCCGCACAAUCCAACAUGCCAAUCAGUGCAACAGAUUUGGAUACUCUGAAGCAAUCAGCCCGACUAGUUCAUUACUGUGCCACUCCACUUCUAUUUGAUCCUUCUUUUCAAGCACAAAUACACAAUGAUCAGGGCUGGAGCGAAGGCAAGAAGCGGCAUCGGUCCAAUGAUUCUGGCACAUCGGGGAGAGAUCGUAGUCACAGUUGUGACUCAGCGGAAAUGCCACCAAGCAAAGCAAAGGAAGAUCCAUGGCUCCAAGAGUUGUGCACUGCAUUCAUGCAGCAAUACAUACAGUAUCUUCAAAGCACUGGCUUCAUUCUGGUACAGUUACGUCCUGCAUCUCCUGCCCGCAGCACUGCUCGGAUUAGAGCACUGGCAUCACUAGUCCCUGAGAGCAGAGCUGCAAAGCCAAAGAAUGAGGGUAGUCCCAAGAGUGGAAGUUCUACAGUGACCACUUAUCACCUGCAGAGGGCGCUGCCUGGUGGCAUUGUACUAAUGGAGCUCUCAUUCCAGGGCUGCUAUUUUUGUGUGAAGCAAUAUGCCCUAGAAUGCUCCCGCAUACCUAUGGGCCAGUCUGUUAAUUCUCAGCUUUCAAUGCUGUUUACAGAAGAGUGUGAUAAAGUUCGGGACCUGAUGCAUGUUCAUUCAUUCAGCUAUGACUUCCACCUAAGAGUUGUACAUCAGUAUUUGCUGGGCUCCAGCAUGUCCCUCCGUCAGGGCUAUGAUCUUGCAAGUUUUCUUCAACUCUUCAUCUCCCAGCAUCCAGAUAUCCCAAAGUAUGGACGCAACCAUGUGUAUCAAGGAACAUUGUCUGUACCUACAGGGAUGAUUGCUGCUCAUCAACUGUACAACUACAUAGCAGAUCAUGCAAGGACUUAUCACAUGAAACCACUACGCAUGAUUAGACCAUCAACUCCUGCAAACCAUGGAAAGAAAUGUGCUACAGGAGAUCAGAAUGAGUAUGGACUAGUGUCCAUCUGGAACAGCUCGGGGUCAUAUAUAGAUUCAGAGGGACUCCGUCAUCACGACGACUUUGAUGUGUCACUUCUGGUGUGCCACAAUGCUGUGCCCUUUGAGGAGCAAUCUGAACAAGAGAGACAAACACUGAGAUUGCAAUUUUACAUCAUUAUGACCAGCCAGAGGGAACUAUUCCCACGUCUUACAGCAGACAUGAGGCGCUUCCGAAAACCACCUAGGCUACAGAGGGAUGCCCAGGAGCUUGAUGGUGUCCAAGAACUUGGAAAAUGCCAAAGAAUGGAGAUGGAGAAUAUAGAAGAUACCAUAGAACAAAACAGAAUAGCUGCGGGAAGCUUUUAUAACCCCCACCUGUUUCCAUUGCUAGCCUCAGAAGUUGCCACAGCUCAGAGGCAAUUGGUUGACAUGGUGCAACUCGCAAAAUGUCAUUGCCGCAGGGAUAACUUGUGGAAACGACUUUAUCUUUUGGAACCACUUGCUUCAGAUAAACUGAAAUUAGGUAAACUUAGCUCUAAUGAACUGCAAGAACUGUUGGAAGCUGUGCAUGGAAGGAGUGUGGCUGAAAUUGACCCACAGCUGGAUUUCCUUUUAUCAAUGAGUGUUCAGUGGUAUCAGAGCCUUAUUAAAGUUCUUCUCAGUAGAUUUCCCCAGAGCUGCCGACAUUUCCAUAGUCCAGACACUGGCACCCAGUAUUUGGUGGUACUUAAUCAGAAGUUCACAGACUGCUUUGUGCUGGUGUUCCUGGACUCCCAUUCUAGUAAAACUAGCUUAAAGGUUGUGUUCAGAGAACCAUUUCCAGAGCAGCCGCAGAACAGCGAGAGCCCAUUACCUCAGCUGGUUUCAACUUACCACCACCUGGAGUCUGUUAUUAACACUGCUUGCUUCAAUCUAUGGAGUGGCUUGCUUUGACAGCAGGGUGCUGCCUGGUUUACUCUUACCCCAAAUAAAUGUGAAAAACUCAAUAGCAGCUUGCAUAUCGGAAAAGUAACCGAGAACGUCAGAAUUAUUUCCUUGACAUUUAAUGGAAGCACAUGGCAGAAACAAGACAUGAGAUAAAUGAGAACCAAUCAGGCAAAUCAGUGCCCUUCACACAAUAAUGGAACCUUGUGUGUAGCAAAUUAUUACAUGGAUGUCGGCUCUGGAGGAGCAACCUCUUCCCUCCAAAAAUGUAAUGCUUUAAUAACAAGCAUCUGAGCAAAUACCAAAUCUUGCAUCUGGGUUUGCUACUGUUGGAAUGAAAACUAAAGCCAGCAAAAGUAAGAAAGAAGCCACUUUUAAGAUGCAAGGUUUUAUGUAAAUGACUUGUAAAUGUGAGAUCAUAAUUAUUGAAUAAAAGCUUUUGAAUUUGUA
Messenger RNA from Xenopus laevis (African clawed frog), 11247 nucleotides. RefSeq names its product chromosome 1 open reading frame 84 L homeolog (gene szt2.L). NCBI's taxonomy places the organism in Eukaryota, Metazoa, Chordata, Amphibia, Anura, Pipidae. The transcript has 73 exons. The coding region runs from base 118 to 10806 and encodes 3562 amino acids. The record is from RefSeq and is a predicted model, not a curated record. Gene Ontology annotation, cellular component: peroxisome.